Messenger RNA from Colius striatus (speckled mousebird), 489 nucleotides. Its product is annotated as vasotocin-neurophysin VT. Gene Ontology annotation, molecular function: neurohypophyseal hormone activity. The transcript has 3 exons. The record is from RefSeq and is a predicted model, not a curated record. Bases 1 to 489 code for a protein of 162 amino acids. Gene Ontology annotation, cellular component: extracellular region; secretory granule. NCBI's taxonomy places the organism in Eukaryota, Metazoa, Chordata, Aves, Coliiformes, Coliidae.
AUGGCUGAGCCUUCGCUGCCCCUCUCCUUCCUCUGCCUCCUCGCCCUCUCCUCCGCCUGCUACAUCCAGAACUGCCCCCGGGGUGGGAAGCGGGCUCUGGCCGACACGGCCCUCCGGCAGUGCAUGCCCUGCGGCCCCGGGAACAGAGGCAACUGCUUCGGGCCCGGCAUCUGCUGCGGGGCAGAGCUGGGCUGUUUGCUGGGCACGGCGGAGACCCGGCGCUGCGCAGAGGAGGAUUAUCUGCCCUCGCCGUGCCAGGCGGGCGGGCAGCCCUGCGGCUCCGGCGCCCGCUGCGCAGCCCCCGGCAUCUGCUGCACCGCCGAAACCUGCUCGAUGGACGCGAGCUGUCUGGAGGAGGGCAGCGAGGGCGCUCCAGAGGCAGCCGACAAGAACCUGACAGUGCUGGAGGGCUCCGCUGGGGACCUGCUGCUCAAGCUGAUGCACUUGGCCAACCGACAGCAGCAGCAGGGCAAGCACCCCCUGCUCUGA